Protopolystoma xenopodis is the source of this 279-nucleotide messenger RNA. NCBI's taxonomy places the organism in Eukaryota, Metazoa, Platyhelminthes, Monogenea, Polystomatidea, Polystomatidae. The record is from the annotation of a GenBank genome assembly.
AUGGUUGGCAGGGCUAUCUUCGCACGCGAUGACCCCCGCCUCCCAGUUCAUGUGUCUCGAGGCGAGCUGAGACCGCAAGUCUUUCAGCACUCCUCUCGACAUCAGGAUUUGGGACCUCAGACUGAAACUGCUACUCAAGAUAUUUUGCCAGCAAUACAAACGUGCAGACAUGAGCCCUUGCGAAAGUGCCCGACUAUUGACGGUAAUUUGGGUUCUGAUUAUAUAGAUUCCAGCAUUUUAAUAUUAAAUGUUAUUUUAUUACACACUACUUUUGUUUAA